UUUUCGAAACAUAAAAUUGAAAUCGGAAAUUUCCGCUCUCGACCAAUACCACUCGCCGUGUCCCCGAUUUAGACGAGACUCGGGUCGUUUUCUUUCCAGAAAUUCGGGCUCUAGGAAUUCCCUCCCCAACGCUCUUCUCCGACGCAACCUCGCCGAUUUCUCCCCCUCCUCUCCUUCGUAUUCGCAAAGUGCCUGCCCCCACCCUCCGCCGCUCCCACCGCGGGGCGACUUCCAUGCAACGUAUACCGAUCUCACGGAACCCACCGCAGGGAAGUUGACGUGAAAAGAGAACGAAGGAUCAGUGCGACAUCCGCGCUCGUCCGGGAGACCGAGCCCUCUUGCCAUUCAUUUGUCGCGCGCCCGCGAGACCUGCCGCAGACGACCAUCCGCGCACAAGUAAACGCACGCGGUACCAAUCUCCCUCGACCAAUCGCGCGAAUUCACAUACACGUGUGUGCUGUACUCACACACGGGAAUACGCAGAGCGGCGCUGACCUCCCCCUAUUGGCAGUGGGGCUCGAAUUUCGAAACGAAUUUGCGUUUCUACUUUCUUCAUCUCGACGCCGCAUCGGACGGAGGAAAAAAAGAGAAAGAGCGGAAGGAAUCGUAUAUACAUAAGUAUAUACAGCUAUAUACGCAUAUUUAUGUACGUCUGUUUGCAUACUCGAGGCUAGACACUUCUGAGCCGAGCGAGCGGAACGCGCCCGAUACAAAUUCGAAAAUGUCACACAGUACGAGGAGUCUCGGAGUACCGGUGCACGGCGGCAGAUUUCAGAGAACGCCAAUGCGCCCGAUGAUAGCGGAAUACGAGCCGAAGAAGCAGGGUGUGAAAACAGAGCUCUCAGACGUGGUGCUUGUCAAAUACAAGUGCGAGAAAAAUGACGUGCCCAUUACGGUCACGAACGGCUCGACCUUGCCGCUCGUGGAGCGACCGACCGACGAGGAGGCAGCCCUUUACGACCCGUUCGAGCACCGCAAGCUCGCCCAUCCCACCUCGGACCUCGACACGCUCAUACAUUUGCUCAAGGGGAGCCUGGGCACGGGCAUACUCGCUAUGCCGAUGGCCUUCCGCAACGCCGGCCUCGCCUUCGGUCUCUUCGCCACCUUCUUCAUCGGCGCGGUCUGCACCUAUUGCGUUCACAUCUUGGUCAAGUCCGCCCAUCUAUUGUGCAGGCGGUUGCAGACACCCAGUCUGGGCUUCGCCGACGUGGCCGAGGCAGCCUUCCUGGUGGGGCCCGAACCCGUUCAGAAAUACGCUAGACUUGCCAAGGCGACGAUCAAUUCGUUCUUGGUGAUCGAUCUGGUUGGAUGCUGCUGCGUGUAUAUCGUCUUUAUCUCGACCAAUCUGAAGGAGGUCGUGGAUUAUUACACAGAAACGGAUAAAGAUCUACGAGUGUACAUGGCCGCGUUGCUACCGCUGCUCGCUAUCUUCUCUCUCGUGAGGAAUCUCAAGUAUCUCGCACCGUUCUCCAUGGUGGCGAACGUGUUGAUCGCCACCGGCAUGGGCAUCACCUUCUACUACAUCUUCCAGGACCUGCCCACGAUCAGCGACGUGCCGAAUUUCUCCAGCUGGUCCCAGCUGCCUCUUUUCUUCGGCACUGCUAUCUUCGCCCUCGAGGGAAUCGGCGUUGUAAUGCCACUGGAGAACAAUAUGAAAACACCGUCGCACUUCGUCGGUUGCCCGGGUGUCCUCAACACCGGCAUGUUCUGCGUCGUGUUACUGUACAGCACCGUGGGCUUCUUCGGCUACUGGAAGUACGGCGAAACCACGAAGGCUUCCAUCACGCUCAAUCCCCCGCAGGACCAGGUGCUGGCCCAGUCCGCCAAGGUGAUGAUCGCCAUCGCGAUCUUCCUUACUUACGGACUUCAGUUCUACGUGCCUAUGGAGAUCAUCUGGAAGAACGCCAAGCAGUACUUCGGCUCCCGCCGACUUCUCGGCGAGUACUCCCUUCGUAUCCUAUUGGUGAUCUUCACCGUCUGCGUGGCGAUCGCGAUCCCCAAUUUGGGCCCGUUUAUCUCCCUCGUCGGGGCCGUGUGCCUGUCGACAUUGGGUCUUAUGUUCCCGUCGGUGAUCGAGUUAGUCACCGUCUGGGAGCAAGAGAACGGCCUCGGCAAGUGGAACUGGCGGCUGUGGAAGAAUAUCGCCAUCAUCUCCUUCGGCGUGUUGGGCUUCAUCACCGGCACGUACGUCAGUAUCCAAGAGAUCCUGGAAGGGAAAUGAGGCGUCGAGUCCGGCGCGAGGAGCGGCCCGUGGAGGCCGCUCGCGAAUACCGCUCGUCGUCCGACAGCCGUCGGGCGGCGAGUACCACGUAUGACAGCGUGCUAGAUGACGCGAUGCUGUCAGCAGACAGGCCACCGGGUCCGGGACAGGCGUUACUUCCGAAUCCCUAUCCCUGCGUCCUUCCUGUCGCUAGCAUGACAUCUGUGACAAUAAUGACGACGACAACGAAUGAUGAUAAUGACGAAGAUGUCCGCGGAUCUUCACAUCAUUGAACCUUCAUGUAUCAUUUUCUUAACGAUAGUCAAAUUAGUAUUACGCACAUCGUGCUCGGUUGACGGAGCGCAAGGUGUACGGUCGAUCGCGGGAAUUCGAGAGAUAACUUCAUAUUGCGGUCUCUCGAUAACUUAUCGUUACUUAUCGCGCGAGGAGGCACGCAGGAUCGGCAUUACACAUGGCAAGCUCGACCGUUGUAUUGGAAUGGCGUAAAAAUUACGUCAAAUCAAAUGAGGUCCAACAAAACAAAAUUGUAUAUUUUGAAACAGAAGUAAUUUCGUUAAUUGAAAAAGUGAUCUUGUUUCAAUAUACUUUUCUAAAAUCUAAAAAUAUGUUAUUCAAGACCUUGCUUUAAAAGCAAAUUGCAAAAUUUUAUUUAACACAGACCUUAUAGAAGAAAGUUGAUGAAUCUUUCACGCUAAUUUAAUACUUUUGUGAUCUUUUGAGGAACAGGAUUUUGAACUGUCUUUGACAGAUGUUUACAUUUUAUUUUAUAAUUGUACACCCGCGCGUAGCAGAGCAUUAAGACAAGGUAUUAAUCGCGUUACUGACUUCUAGGAAUACCAAUUACUGAAUAUUAACGACGAACCGAUGACGUUCGCUCCGUUUUUCCCGAUCAUUCUAUUUAAACGCCGCAUCGGCCGUACACGCGUAGCUUUCUGUUGACUUUACAACUGCGGGACGGUUUUUUUAGAAUAGCGUACGCGAUUUCCUGUGGUCGUACGCACAUCCUAUAUACCCUCUAUAUGUAUAUUGUGUAUAUAAAAUACACAAACCAUCGUGUUUUGUGAAUGACAAGUGGGAACCAUACACCUCAAUUAUUACGUGCUUAUUCGCUCGAUCGUAUUAUCACCGUAAGACAGUGGUCUCAAUUUGGUCACGUGGGCCAUAACGCGGACACGAGGUCUUCACCUGGACGUCGACGAAGAAGUUGCGUUCGUGCACAGAAAGAACUUUUGUGUAUUACGAACGCAUUAGUAUGCUCCUCACAUACAUAUGUAUGUAUAUAAUUGAAUCAGCGCAAAAUCGUCUACCUGUUCUUCGAAACUUUACAAAGGAUUUGAUCGUCCAUCUUA
This is a messenger RNA of Vollenhovia emeryi, 3570 nucleotides long. RefSeq names its product proton-coupled amino acid transporter 4. The coding region runs from base 722 to 2221 and encodes 499 amino acids. Gene Ontology annotation, biological process: amino acid transmembrane transport. The record is from RefSeq and is a predicted model, not a curated record. Gene Ontology annotation, molecular function: amino acid transmembrane transporter activity. The transcript is spliced from 5 exons. NCBI's taxonomy places the organism in Eukaryota, Metazoa, Arthropoda, Insecta, Hymenoptera, Formicidae. Gene Ontology annotation, cellular component: vacuolar membrane.